Messenger RNA from Suillus discolor, 1168 nucleotides. RefSeq lists its product as uncharacterized. NCBI's taxonomy places the organism in Eukaryota, Fungi, Basidiomycota, Agaricomycetes, Boletales, Suillaceae. Gene Ontology annotation, molecular function: protein binding. The record is from RefSeq and is a predicted model, not a curated record. Bases 46 to 1011 code for a protein of 321 amino acids. The transcript is spliced from 3 exons.
GAUCGUUAUUGUAUUCUCUACACAGUCAAAUGUAAGAAACUCCUCAUGGCAACCCCGCCAUUUCUGCAUGCCAAAGCAGAUAUCAUCUUUCGAUCGUCCGAUGGCGUUGAUUUUCGUGUGAUCACACCCUUUCUGAAUCUCGCCUCGUCGUCUUUUGACUCUAUCAUCAAGCAAACGGCACAAUCAAACCAGAUCGAAGGUGAUCUGCCCGUCGUGCCCGUGGCAGAAAACCACAGAGUCCUUGACAUCUGGCUCAGAUUUUGCUACCCUUCAACUCUUGCAGAGGAUCCUCCUCUGCAUGAAUUUGAAGAUAUCAUACCUGUGCUUGAGGCAGCCAGGAAAUAUUCUUUGCAAACGCUUGAGCACAAAGUUCGCCAAGCGCUUAAAAGCCAUAUGGAGAAAGAGCCUUUGAGAUGCUUUGCGAUUGCAAUGCGUGCCCAGCUAGAUAUUGAAGUCACGCUCGCCGCAAAAUAUACUCUCCGCCAAUCUCUGAUUCCUGAGAGCGUUCCAGAAAUCGACCUCAUCACGGCAAAGCAACUGCUCACACUACUUACCUAUCAUCAGGGGUGCAGCAAAUCGUUGCAAUCCUUGGGGGUGGAUCUAUCUUGGAUCGCCAGCAGUUACCCAAACGUGAAUGCGACAGAAUACCAAUGGAUCAUUAGCGGCUCCUGUAACUGCGAGUCCAGCAGUCGAUUCUUGCUCAAUGGUCAACGACCAUUGAAAUGGUGGAGUGAUUACAUGGAAAAAAGUCUGGUGUCUUUGUACGACAAGCCAUCUGGCCACACGGUUCUUAUGGGGGUCGGUGACACAGUCCGGGGUGUUCGAGCUAUGGGUUGCUCGCGGUGCUGUUCAAAUAUCCUGGUAAACAUGACGGGAUUUGCCGAGCUUUUUAGCAGGAAGGUUGAUACGUUGACAGCAAAGGUUCAUCUUGAUGUGCUCACCCUAACAAGGGGGUGGAUGAGACAGGGCGGGUUCUGGGGGAAGGGCGGGAAGAAGAAGAAGAAGAAGUGAAGGAACUCUCAAAACUACUGUACAUACAAGUUGGCAUACAGGUUGUCGAAGUAGUCUGACACUACAUAAUCUCAAGAUCAAACUGUACAUUAUGGAACACGGCAAUACCAUCGACCGACCAAUGUGCUUAGUAGAAAUUGAAUGUCAUGUCUCAGUG